Molecule: messenger RNA, 3049 nt
Organism: Wyeomyia smithii (pitcher-plant mosquito)
Lineage: Eukaryota; Metazoa; Arthropoda; Insecta; Diptera; Culicidae
Exons: 2
Coding region: 1147-3027 (626 amino acids)
Source: RefSeq, a predicted model, not a curated record
ACUUCACUAGCGACACUUAUGUAGAUAAUGAAAAAAAAAAUUGUUUUGGUUAUAGGUGGAGUUGGGCACGACUUCUACUGCUCGCCGCGGAACAACUUUUAAAAAAAGCGGUUCACGGCAAUCGCUGCACAGCCGCCAUUUUGUAACAAAAAUAGCAAUAAAAAUAUUUUAUCUAUUCUGCAAGAGUUGCUCAACCCAAUGAUAUAUAACUUAUAUACCUUAUAUCUAAAAUGUCCUGUAAAAAAAUUCAUGAAAAAAAUCUUGUUUUUUUGAGCAUUUGGUAGAUAUAACCCCUUAAAACAAAACGGUUAUAGUUUGACAUCACAGCAGAAACUCAUGUUUAUAGACUGUUCCGAAAAUUAUAAAUACAUCUUCUUUCUUGAAUAAAACAAAAAAUACAAGAUUUUUCGGGUCAUUUUAUUCUGAAAUAUAGAUAAUAAGUGUUUUCUUCCCAGUUUCAAUUCAAGUUGGGAUUAUUUUUCGUAGGAUACGCGAGUUCUCUAACUUUUCCCUUAACACUACUCAUAAGCUUUUGCACAGUGUGUUCUUCGACCAUUUUUACCACUUUAAGCCAAUCUUUUUUAAAUUUUUCAACCUUGUCCGCUGGUUUGACAUAUUUCCUCAGCUUUGCCUUGGUCAAAGCCCAAAAAGUUUCAAUAUGUGACAUUAUUUGUUUUAUACCACCUGUUAACACAGGGACGUUACUGUGCGAUGUUACCACAGGGACGUCGAGUUCCCAGCAAACCGACAACCUUGCCGUCUGACUGUAAGUAAGACGUCCUGUUACUCUGGAGGGCUCUUUUUGAGCUGAGUCAUUGGAGAAAGCACCGACCGACUGAACCGAUUGUCCAAAUUGUUUGAUUAGAAAUUGUAUUAGUGAAUAUUUAAAAUUGAAGUGAAUAUUUAGAAUUGUAUUAUUAAAUUGGAGGUAAUAUUUCGUGAUAUAUUAUGUAUUAAGCUUACUAUUUAUGCACUUUAAAGGCAGACUUAACCUAACCCAAGUUGGCCAGCCGAGAACAAAGGCCUGCAACAAAUAUCAUAGCCACUGAAUUAUUGAAACAACGCAAAAUAUAGUUUCGAUAUCAGUAGCUGCGCCUUUUUAAUUCGCUGCGCCAACAUCUUUCAAUAAUUCAUCUGCACGUGCCGAUGGCAACGUCCGAGAAACGUCUAAAACCAGCGCUAGAGGAGCGGGAAGGUUGCACAUCUUGUGACGAUCCAGAUGCUGACCAGAAUUUUGUCCAAUGCGAUUCUUGUGAUCAGUGGUGGCACUUUACAUGUGCUGGUGUCACUGACUCUGUUAACGAUCGUGCCUGGAUCUGUUCUCACUGCAACACAACACCAUCAGGGGUCCCCGGUUCGCCCGUCUUGUCAUCGGAUAACUCUAGUGAUAGUGUGCAAAACAAUCUCGCCCUGCUGAAGCAACGGCAGCAGCUCGAGCUACAAAGAAUGGAGCAUCAUCUAAAGCAAAAAUUUCUGGACGAGCAGUUAGAGGUUAUAAAUCAAUCUACAAGAUAUCCUCAUCAUCGGAGUGAAAAUAGAACAAUCAUUGAUUGCGUUGGAAAUAAUCUGGAGCAAGAAGAAGGCGCAUUGGAUAACCAACGAAUUCCAUUAGCAGCAGCUCUGCCCACAGAUCAGCACGGUCAACACAAUGAUACGACAAACAAAGGCGCUACGAGUGGUCGAGCAAAAAAAACGACUGUCUGGAUUACGUCUGCCAGCCAGCAGGAUAGUAGCGUAGUGGAUAUGGUACACAAUCUUGGACGUAAGCUUGAUCGCUUACAGCUGCAGUCAGCUCCGUCAUCUCAGGCGUUGGACGAUAUACGUCAGCAGCUUGAACAGUGUAAAGAACGGCUCGGUUUGGAUUAUACCGGCUUUCAAAUAAGUCCAAUGCUAAAUAGAAACAGGUAUGAUUUCCAGAAUUUCCCCAGUGAACGAAAUACAGAUUGCCCACAGCCUAGAAACUUAGGCGCGAUAAAGAAAAGUAAAACGACGGGUGAUGGGUUCGCAAUGAGUGGUAUAGGUAAUAAUAAUUGUUCUAAGAGUGGGUUUUCAGAUAAAAUGUACAAUAAAGCUCUUAGUAAGUCCUCCACGAUCCCUUAUAAUGAAAUUUCCGUUAGUGGUAGAGAACAGUAUCGUAACGAAGUCCGGUUUUGCGAUGUCGAACACAAUAUUCCGAAUGUGCAGCAACAGCAACACGCUCCUUACGUUAGUCAUGAGCAGCAGCGCGAAGAUUUCGCGCGCUCAUCGGAUAGAAAUAAUCAUUCUACUCCGCUAUCAGGGUUGUAUAACCAGCAGCGAGAAAAUGCAAAUCGUAUCGGUCCUACGUCACAACAAAUAGCCGCGCGGCAAUCUUUGGCCCGUGAUCUUCCACAAUUUGCAGGUGACCCAGCAGAAUGGCCAAUUUUUAUAUCUAAUUACGAGUACACUACUGCGGCGUGUGGGUACACGCAUGGGGAAAAUAUGUUGCGUUUACAACGGUGCCUUAAGGGGCCAGCUAUGGAGACAGUUCGUAGUCGUUUGGUGCUACCGGCCGCGGUACCGCAGGUUAUCGAAGCGCUUCGUAGGAGAUACGGACGACCAGAACUGUUAAUAAAUGCACUAUUGGAAAAGGUGCGGAAAAUUCCGGCACCGAAGGCUGAUAGACUGGAAGGGCUCAUCGAGUACGGCAUGGCAGUACAAGCUCUUUGCGACCACAUUGAGGCGGCGAACGAGCAUGUUCAUUUAUCCAAUCCUAUGCUUCUCCAGGAACUUGUGGGCAAACUUCCAGCGGAUCAAAAGCUUAUGUGGGCUGCACAUAAACGACACCAUGGUAACGUGGAUCUGAAGACGUUAAGCAAUUAUAUGGACAAUGUUGUUAGUGAUGCAUCCAGUGUGGUGAUGCUCGACUCGGAGUCCUUUAGAUGCAAGGAUAAAUUGAAACCGAGAGGAUACGUCAAUUCUCAUUCUGGUGCCAGCCUAGAACAGUCAGUAGCAGUGACGAAGCAGGUAGAGUGCAAUUUCUGUGGAAAAAUCGGUCAUCGUUUGUGAGAUUGUUUGACGUUUAAAAAUU